UCGCUGCCCACAGCACCUGUUGGCACCGGCUCUGAGACGAUGAGGGAAGAGGAGAGUGCCGGGGAUGCAGAGCCCACCAAGCUCCAGCUCCGGAGGGAGCUGGGGCUGGCCAGCUCUGUGUCCCUGAUCGCGGGCUGCAUGAUCGGAUCCGGGAUCUUCAUGAACCCUCAGCAAGUCAUCUACCAGAUGGGGAGCCCUGGGGGCAGCCUGCUCAUCUGGGCUGCCUGCGGCCUCCUGGCCCUGCUGGGAGCCCUGAGCUACGCCGAGCUGGGCACGCUCAUCCCCGAGUCGGGAGGAGACUAUAUCUACAUCCUCAGGACCUUGGGGGCACUCCCCGGCUUCCUGGUGAUUUACAUGUCCACGCUGCUACUCAGGCCGGCUGGAAUCGCCGCCAUGUCCUUGAGCUUCGCCGAGUACAUGGUGGCCCCCUUCUACCCUGGCUGCCCCGCACUGCCUGCGGUGGCCAUCAAAUGCGUGGCUGCCAUCUGCAUCCUGGUCCUUGCCUUGGUCAACUGCUGGAGUGUGAGGCUGGCUGCCGGCCUCAUGAACGUGUGCACGGUAGCCAAGGUCUUGGCGCUGCUGGUCAUCACCGGCGGGGGCCUCUGGGUGCUGGGACAGGGUCGGGCUGGGGAUGCCCUGCAGAAUGCCUUUGCCGGCACCAGCCAGCAGCUGGGGAGCAUCAGCAUUGCCUUCUACCAGGGCCUCUGGUCCUUCAAUGGGUGGAAUAAUCUCAAUCUGGUGACAGAGGAGCUCCAGAACUCCAGUAAGAACCUGGUCCGGGCUGUGGUCGUCUCCAUCCCCCUGGUCACGGGCCUCUACAUCCUCGUGAACCUGAGCUACAUGGUGGUCAUGAGUCCCAGCGACAUCCGGGAUUCCGGCGCUCUGGCCAUCAGCUGGGGGAACCAAGUCUUAGGAGCUUGGGCCUGGCUGGUGCCUGUGUCAGUGGCUCUCUCAACAUUUGGCUCCGUAAACGGGGCCUUUUUCGGUGGGAGUCGAGUGUGCUACGUGGCUGCCAGGGAGGGGCACAUGCCAGCCAUCCUCUCCAUGGCCCACAUCCAGCGUCUCACCCCUUCUCCAGCGCUGACGUUCACGGCUGUCGUAGCUCUGAUCAUGGUCGUUCCAGGAAACUUCAGCAGCAUCGUCAACUUCUGCAGCUUCGUCUUGUGGAUGAUCCAUGGAGCCACCAUGGGCUGCCUCCUCUAUCUGAGAGUGUGGAAGAAGGACCAGCCCAGAUCCUACAAGGUUCCUAUCCUCAUCCCAAUCAUUGUUCUGCUGGCCUCCAUCUACCUGAUCCUGGCGCCCAUCAUCGACCAGCCGCAGAUGGAAUUCCUGUACGUCUUCCUGUUCGUGCUCAGUGGCUUCCUGGUGUAUUUCCCCAUGGUUUACUGCCGGUACCAGCCCCCACUCUUGAAGGUGGUCACAGCACAGCUUCAGCUCCUUCUAGAAGUGGCUCCCACCAGGAAGAACGUGGACUGAUGGCUGCCAGCCAUCUUCAAGGCUUGCCGUGGGCCUUGGCUUCCUCCUGUUGUUUUCUACUGCGACCUUAGUGCCUGUGCACAGUUACAUGCAGAGCGUAAGAAAGAAGUCUGUGUCCGAAGUUGGAAACUUUGGUUAUCUAGAGUUUAGUUGUCCUUGUUUCGUGUCUAUUAAAUCUCGUCUACACUUCCCUGCUCGUCCGUGUCCCCCUUCUGACCCUCCUCAGGAGACUUUCAAAAGUUUCCUGGAUGGUUUUUCUGUAUUUUCUUCUUUGGCUGCAUCACCUCUUUACUCCCCUACCCGCUCUGGGUUGGCUCUCCUAACCGAUCUUGGUCAGGGACUUAGAGCAAAGCUAGUUCAACCCCCCUCAGGAGAGAGAGGGGCUGAGGAGCUCUGGAGCCCCCCAGGACACAUGAGCUGCAGUCCCCGUUUUCAGUUGACGUCUGUCCUUGCUCUAUCCUUGUUAUUAGCCACUUAACCUGAAUUAGCUUUCUUGGAGACACUAUCUGAGAAAGUAUAGCAAGAAACAGAAGAAAUCUUCCCAGGAACUUGUCGUUUCACUCAUCUAUGACUCUUUGUGGCCCCAUUUGGGGUUUUCUUGGCAGAGAUGCUGGAGUGCUUGGCCAUUUCCUUCUCCAGCUCAUUUUACAGAUGAGGAAACUGAGGCCGACAGGGUAAAGUGACUUGUCCAGGGUCACACAGCCAGUAAAUGUCUGAAGCCAGAUUUGAACUCAGUAAGAGGAGUCUUCCUGACUCCAGGCCCAGCAGCAAGUUAGCAUAUUUAAAAAAGAAGAUACAAUUUUCAAACAAGGUGAAUAUGUCCAUUUGUUUUGCUGGACUAAACAUGUUUGUAAUGCAAAAUGUUCUUGCUUUCUCAAUGGGAGAGCAGAGGGAGGGAGGGAGGAGAGAAGGUGGACCUUUAUUGAAAUAAAUCAAUCCACUAAAAAAGAGAGAAGAUAUGACAGAACAAGAAUCCCCCUCCCCCUCCCCCUCCCCGAGAGAAACAGUGCACAGCCACUUCCCAAACUGGGAGCCGCUUCUUGGGCUCUAGGAAGAGUGAAUUCCCACUCAGUGUGGGGACCCCUAGUCAUCCUUUCUAGGGGGGCAUCCUUGGGAUAAAUUACUCCCUGCCCAGAAGUAGGGCAUUGGGUACAGGUUCAAUUCACUGCUAGGUAAGGUGAGGCAAAACCCUCCUCAGAACUCCUUUCUGGACUCUGCUGCUGGGGCUCCCAGAAGAUUCUGCAACUGACCCUAGUUGGACCUAGCGGGACCUCUGCUGACUUUUCAAAGGUAACUAGGUCACAACAUGCUCUCUUCUAUCUAUUAUUGACCUAAUACCAGGAAAGAGUACCCCCAACAGAGGCAGAAACAAGGGUAGCCCUUCGGGCUUAGAUACAUAUUGACAGAGCUAGGAAGAUAAGGCAGUUGCAUCAGCAUGUGCUGCUGACACUGCUACCACUUCUCCACCUUCUGGAAGACUCCCAGCCCUUCUCCUCUCAAAAACCCUCUAGUCAAGCCUUUUGUGUGCACUCUGGUUCCUGCUUAGCAUUUCAAAGAGCCUUCACAGACUUGUUCUGGUUAUCAUUAAUGCUGGAAGUUCCUCUACUAUAUUAAAAAUCCAUUUCUUCUAGAGAAUUAGGCUAGAUUUUGCAAGAUUCACUUUUUUCUUUCAUCAUGGACAUAUUCCUGUGUGACUCUAUCUGGCUGCUUAGCACUUAAGCUCUUUCUUUUUGGUUCUUCAUAGUAUUGAAUUGUUUAAGCUGGGAUUUCUGGAUAUUGGCCAUAACAUUUCUGAAUGUUUUCCAUUUGAGGUUCCUUCCAGGAGAAGUCCAAAGGAUUCUUUCUACUUUCACUUUGUCUUCUGGCUACAUUGUGGGGAGUUUUUAAUAAAUAAUUAAAAAAUAAGUUAUACAGGUUUUUUCUUUGGACAUGUGUUUGAGAGAGUUUGAUGAUUCUGAAAUUAUCUCUCCUCAUCCUGUUUUCCAGGUCAGUUUUUUAAAAUAUUAAUUUGAAAAAGUUUAGGGUUCCAUAUUUUCUCCUUCCCUUUCACCCUCCCUUCCCCCAUUCUUAAGUAGGUCAGUUGCUUUUUAUACUGGAUAAUAUUUGAGGCAACAUUUAUUUAUUUAUCAAUACAAUUCAGCACAAUGUCUGGCACAUAGUAAGCCAGUGCUUAAUAAAUACUCAUUUCCUCCUGUCUUAUCAUACUUACCUUCUUCCUCACACAUUCUUAGCAUUUUCAGUCUUUGACUUACUGUGGCAAAAAAAGAAAAAGAAAAAAAACACUUAGUUCCAACUUAGGAUACAAAUUAGUAAAAGAGUUUCUUUCACAUCUUGUUGCAAUUCUGGUCAGCAUUAGUUGCUCUAUAGAAAAGGAUUGCUAUGAGACAAGUAGAUUUAUGAAGAUGAGCCAUUUCAAACCAGAGAUCUUUACAGAUUAUAGAAAACACAUCAUCUUGCUGGUUCACAACUGUCUAGUCAUUGGAUUUGGGGGCAUUUUGUGGGGUUCCAAGGGAGGGGAAACCAAGGCUUCUGCCUUAGAAUUAAUAGUAUCAGUUCCAAGGCAGAAGAACAAGUGAUAAAACUAGAAAAUUAGGGUUAAGUCACUUGCCUAGGGUCAUAGACCUCAGAAGUAUCUGAGGCAUGAUUUGAACCCAGGACCUCCUAUCUCCAGUUUAGGAAUUAAAUUUUAAAUUUUUGACUAAAAUAUAUGAACAUUAUAAAGAAUAUGGCAAUUGCUGAUUUAAAGUAUUAUUGCUCAAUGUCAAAAUGAUUUGAAUAGCUUUUAUUUACAAAAGAGGUGUAAAGAGUGAAAGUAGAGAAAUACAGAAAGGUAGAGAAGACAUUUAGCCUCUCUAUCUAAAUAUUUCUCUGGUGCUCCACUCAGCCAGGACUUGUUGACUUUCCACUGGAAUCAAACUUUCUCCAGAAGACAGGAAAAGAAAGUCAGCUAUUCACUCAACCAAGUUCCUUCUAAGAGGCAGGUCAAGAUGAUGACUUGAGCUGAAGGUGACUCCUGAGGCCCACUUUCUUCUUGAAGCUGCUUCUCUACUCCAGAAAUUCUGGGCUCCCUUGGGGAGUGUCUGUGGGAUCUACUUUUCACCUUCUGGAGUGGUAAAUUCUCAUCAAAAGCAUUCACAGAUUCCUGGCUGAUUAAGUUUCUGAGGGUGUGAAUUCUCUAAGUGGUUUGUGAGCUCCUCCACCUAGUUCAAGUUUUUAUUGAUUCAAUCAAAGGAGAUUUAAUCCUGUCUUCACAAUCUAGUGGGGUACUAAUUAUUAAUUAGUUAAUUAAAUUAGUAAAUUAAAUAAACUAAUUAAAUUAUUAUGAACCAAAGUGUUAGCUCCAACUAGGCAAAAAGAGUUUACAAGUGUAAACUCAGAAUAAACAAAGAGAAUCAAGAAUUUCCUUUCACAAUAGGCCUGGCUUUCUGUCUACUGAGCCACCUUGCUGCUCCUAAGAUUUUCUAAUCUAUAGGUCUAUAAUUGGAUUUAGGAGGUAGCUAGGCGCAUAGUGAAUUGAACAAAGGGACUGGAGUGGCAAAGGUAUGAGUUCAAAUAUGACCAAAUACUUCCCGAGUGACCCUGAACAACUCAUCAUUUUGGCCUCAGUUUCUUCACCUGUGAAAUGAGCUAGAAAAUGAAAUGGCAAACAAAUCUCAUAUCUUUGCCAAGAAAAUCUCAAAUGGGGUCACAAAGAGUCAGACAUAACUGAAACAAUUCACUAAUUAGGUUUAGGAUCCAAGGCAGAGUGGGCUAUGUCUAUAUUUGUCUUUUGCUUGAUCUUGCACAACAACUGAAGAAAAAAAAAGGUAAAAGAAGGGUGAAAUGUACUAACCAUUGAAUACCAAAUUAGAGCUUUAUUCUAGAAUGGCAUUAGUAAUUGCAAGAAAGGGAGAGCACAGUACUCCCCUACCUCUGCCAAUAUAGGCUCCAACAUUUCCUGUUGUCUCCUGUUCUGUUUGUGCCAUUCUAUUUUUCAGAGUAUCCACUAUUUAGGUAAGUGCUCCAUUUUGUAUUUCAAGAUGUUUAGUCUCCUUCUAAUUUGCUUCAACAUCUUAGUUUUAUUAUUAUUAUUUUUUUGUCUCUGUUUCUUUUUUCCAGUCUUAGACAUGUUGUAGCCAAGCCAUCUUCUUCUGAGGUUCUCUUUGUAUUUACCAGGCUCUGCUUCUGGUUUCUAAACUCAGAAGAUUUCUUUAUUGUAUUUGGAUUGUCCUUUAUUUUUGAAUAAAAUGUUAAUAAAUAUUAAACAUUAAUCCUAUAAUACAACAUUUUAUUACAAUGUUAAAUAAUAGAUUUUUAAUUUUAGUAAGAUUUUAAAGAAAGUAAAAUAGUAAUAAUAAAGAUGAUGAUUUAUUAAUAACAUA
Molecule: messenger RNA, 5837 nt
Organism: Monodelphis domestica (gray short-tailed opossum)
Lineage: Eukaryota; Metazoa; Chordata; Mammalia; Didelphimorphia; Didelphidae
Product: b(0,+)-type amino acid transporter 1-like
Biological process (GO): amino acid transmembrane transport
Cellular component (GO): membrane
Molecular function (GO): L-amino acid transmembrane transporter activity
Source: RefSeq, a predicted model, not a curated record